Messenger RNA from Labrus mixtus (cuckoo wrasse), 5845 nucleotides. It is a transcript of the gene fmnl2a, whose product is annotated as formin-like 2a. Gene Ontology annotation, cellular component: cytosol. Gene Ontology annotation, molecular function: small GTPase binding; actin filament binding. The record is from RefSeq and is a predicted model, not a curated record. Gene Ontology annotation, biological process: cortical actin cytoskeleton organization; regulation of cell shape; cell migration. NCBI's taxonomy places the organism in Eukaryota, Metazoa, Chordata, Actinopteri, Labriformes, Labridae. The coding region runs from base 602 to 3868 and encodes 1088 amino acids. The transcript is spliced from 28 exons.
UUCCCACUCAAAGGACUCAUUGUAGGGAGGGAUGAGAGUGUGUGCAGCCGCGGUGUGUGUGCUGUUAGUGUGUGUUUGUGUGUGUGUGUGGACCCCCUCCUCCUCCUCCUCUCCCUCCUUUAACUAGCUGGUCAGCAGCUAGCGGAGGGAUUAGUGAAGCCUGCUCCACUCACACUAUACCCACAGGCGGACGAGGGGAGAUUGCGGUGCGGGUGAAUCAUGCUCGUCGUCAUUACUACCGACUGGGAGUGGAGCCGAAAUUGUGCAAGAUACGGAUAACAGCGCAGGAAAAGGUCCGUGUGGAUACAGACAAGUUUUCCAGCUCUUUCUCCUGCCAUGAAAAUGCCUCACAAGGGGCUCCACUCCUGCUGCUCCGCUCGGACCCGUCGCAUUAUCAACCUUCCUCCCUCACAUGUGCUCAAUGUUGAAGUAACCACAAGAAGAAACCUCUAAGGAGAGAAGCAAAAAAAAAACAAAAGAACGCAAGGAUAUAUUUCCUCUUUUACGCCGUUUUCCCAAAGUGGAAGAAGAAGAAGAAGAGGGAUAAGAAGAAGAAAAAAGAGGGAGAAAAAAGUUGUACUUGUUGGUGAAAGAGGAAAACAUGGGGAACGCAGGGAGUAUGGACCAGCACCCUGAUUUCAGAGGACACAACAUGCCUCUGAAACUGCCAAUGCCCGAACCAGGUGAACUGGAGGAGAGAUUUGCAACCGUUUUGAGCUCAAUGAAUCUUCCUCCAGACAAAGCGCGGCUGUUGCGGCAGUAUGACAACGAGAAGAAGUGGGAGCUCAUAUGUGAUCAGGAGCGUUUCCAAGUGAAAAACCCGCCUCACACGUACCUCCAAAAGCUGAGGAGUUAUCUGGACCCUGCAGUCACGAGAAAGAAAUUCAGACGGAGAGUUCAGGAGUCCACCCAAGUCCUGAGAGAACUGGAAAUUUCGUUACGGACCAAUCACAUCGGGUGGGUGAGAGAAUUCUUAAAUGAAGACAACAAAGGCCUGGACGUGCUGGUGGAGUAUCUUUCUUUUGCACAGUAUGCCGUCACGUUUGAUGAAGAACUUUUGGAGAACAAUCCUGAGGCUGCGAUGGACAAGUCUAAGCCCUGGAGCCGCUCUAUAGAAGACCUACAUGGAGGAGGCACUCUGCCCUCUCCCAUCACCGGGAACGGCAUAACUCGUGCUGGGAGACAUUCUACAUUACGUUGCAACACUUUGCCAAGCCGGAGAACCCUAAAGAACUCCAGACUGGUCUGCAAGAAAGACGACGUCCACGUCUGCAUUAUGUGCCUGCGUGCGAUCAUGAACUACCAGUAUGGCUUCAACAUGGUCAUGUCACACCCACACGCUGUGAAUGAAAUUGCACUAAGUCUCAACAACAAAAACCCGAGAACGAAAGCUCUGGUCCUGGAGCUCCUGGCGGCAGUUUGUCUCGUGAGAGGAGGCCACGAGAUUAUUCUCUCUGCGUUCGACAACUUUAAAGAGGUGUGUGUGGAGAUGCAGCGGUUUGAGAGGCUAAUGGAGUAUUUCAAGAACGAGGACAACAACAUUGAUUUUAUGGUUGCCUGUAUGCAGUUCAUCAACAUAGUCGUGCACUCGGUUGAGGACAUGAACUUCAGGGUUCAUCUACAGUUCGACUUCACCAAGCUGCAUCUGGAUGACUACUUAGACAAACUAAAGCACACAGAGAGCGAUAAGCUGCAGGUUCAGAUCCAGGCCUAUUUGGACAAUGUGUUUGAUGUGGGCGCACUUCUCGAGGAUGCAGAGACCAAAAACGCCGCUCUGGAGCGCGUGGAGGAGCUGGAGGAGAAUAUGUCACAUAUGACGGAGAAGCUGCAGGACACGGAGAACGAGGCCAUGUCAAAGAUUGUGGAGCUGGAGAAGCAGCUGAUGCAAAGGAACAAGGACCUUGAAUCCAUCAGGGAAGUCUACAAAGACACCAGCUCGCAGGUGCACUCACUGCGGCUGAUGUUGAAGGAGAAAGACGAGGCCAUCCAGCGACAGAGCAACCUGGAGAAGAAGAUCCACGAGCUUGAGAGACAAGGCACCAUCAAGAUCCACAAGAAGGGAGACGGAGACAUUUCCAUCCUGCCCUCGCCACCGCCCAGUGUGGAGGGCUCAGGGGGCACUGUGAUUGGAGGAAUCAGUGCAGCCUUUGGUCCAAAUCAUGUGGGAGGCAUAGCGGGGACCGCUGCUCCCCCACCACCUCCUCCCCCACCUCCACCACUGCCAGAGAACCACACAUUGUUAAAUGGACCAUCUUUGGCCAUUCCUGCCGCAGCAGCUCCCCCACCACCACCCCCUCCUCCCCCACCGCCGCCUCCUCCCCCAGGGCCAGAUAUCUCAGCACAUAUGCCUCCCCCGCCUCCUCCUAUGGCACCCCCACUGCCAGGCUGUGGAACGCCGACUGUCAUCAUGAACUCUGGGUUAGCAGAGGGACCCAUCAAACUUUUCUCUGUUAAGAUCAAGAAACCCAUCAAGACAAAGUUCAGAUUGCCCGUCUUUAACUGGGUGGCCCUGAAACCAAACCAGAUCAACGGGACUGUCUUCAAUGAGAUCGAUGAUGAGAGGAUACUGGAGGACCUAAACGUGGAUGAGUUUGAGGAGAUGUUUAAGACCAAAGCUCAGGGUCCUGCAAUCGACCUCAACAUGGGCAAGCAGAAGGUCAUUCAGAAGGGUCCCAACAAGGUGACGCUACUGGACUCCAACCGAGCGAAGAACCUGGCCAUCACACUGAGGAAAGUGGGAAAAACUCCUGAGGAGAUCUGCAGGGCCAUUCAGAUAUUUGAUCUGCGCACUCUGCCUGUGGACUUUGUGGAGUGUCUGAUGCGUUUCCAGCCCACGGAGAACGAGAUUAAAGUCCUGCGGCAGUUCGAGAAGGAGCGCAAGCCUCUGGAGAGCCUGACGGACGAGGACCGCUUCAUGAUGCAGUUCAGUAAAAUCGAGCGGCUGAUGCAGAAGAUGACCAUCAUGGCCUUCAUCGGGAACUUCUAUGAGAGCGUGCAGAUGUUGACACCGCAACUUCAUGCAGUGAUCGCAGCAUCUGUGUCCAUCAAAUCAUCACAGAAACUAAAGAAAAUCCUAGAGAUCAUCUUGGCACUUGGAAACUACAUGAACAGCAGCAAAAGGGGAGCAGUGUACGGAUUCAAACUGCAGAGUUUAGACCUGCUUCUUGAUACCAAGUCAACAGACCGAAAGCUGACGUUGUUACACUACAUAGCCAACGUAGUGAAGGAGAAAUACGCCCAAGUCGCUCUCUUCUACAACGAGCUGCACUACGUGGAGAAAGCUGCAGCAGUGUCGUUGGAGAACGUCCUGCUGGAUGUGAGGGAGCUGAACAGAGGCAUGGAGCUGACGAGGAGAGAGUACAGCAUGCACGGCCACAACACCAUGCUCAAAGAGUUCAUCGCACACAACGAGAGCAAGCUGAAGAAGCUGCAGGAUGAUGCCAAGAUCGCACAGGACGCCUUUGAUGAGGCGGUGAAGUUCUUCGGGGAGAACGCCAAAACGACUCCGCCCUCUGUCUUCUUCCCUGUGUUUGUAAGAUUUGUGAAGGCUUACAGGCAAGCGGAAGAGGACAACGAGCAGAGAAAGAGACAGGAGCAGAUCCUGAUGGAGAAACUUCUAGAACAAGAGGCCUUGAUGGAGGAAGACCAGAAGUCUCCAUCUCAUAAGAACAAGCGGCAGCAGCAAGAGCUGAUCCAGGAGCUCAGGAAGAAACAGGUGAAAGACAGCCGGCAUGUCUACGAAGGCAAAGAUGGAGCCAUUGAGGACAUCAUCACGGUGCUGAAGACCGUGCCGUUUACCGCCCGCACAGCCAAGCGCGGCUCUCGGUUCUUCUGCGAGCCCGCCCUCAAUGACGAGUACCAUUACUAAGCUUGUAGAACUGUCUCUCUGCUCUCAGAUCUGAGGAAUCAGCCUUACAGGCGAGCCGACGCUGUGCGUAGGAGUGUCAGGAGACGCUUUGAUGAUCAGAACCUGCGGCCGGGGAACAACGGCGAAGUGGUCGUGUGAUGAGGGGAAGCGGAGCAUGUGCUGGAGAUGGGGGGGGGGGGGGGGGGUGAAGGAUGGAGAGGGCGUGUAGCAACAAAGGAAGGAUGGAGCGGAGGUUGGAUGCAGAAUGAAGGACGAUAAGUGAAAGUUGUAGCAGCCAUAGAGUAUGUAAAUAUAUUACAUAAGAAUACACGUUAUUCCAUGUCUGUGGUUCAGAAGCAGCUGAGAUGUUGAAGGACUGAGACACGUAUGGGACUGAAUUUAAAGUGUCUGAAAGGCUGAUUGACAAACCUUGGACAAGAUAAGUGCCUGAACAUAUUUUUUUGUGGUUUUAACGUUACUCUGUCUGAUGACUGUUUUUAUACUCCCACUCUGAGCAAUACGAGUUGACCUGGCUUUAAUUUGUAAGAUGUGUCUAACUGGACUUGCAGUGGCCUUAAGAGCCGCGUGAAGACAUGCUUCCUCGGAUAUAUAACGUAGAAUGUAAUGGGACGUGUUCCCUUUAGCUGCAUAAUACAUCCGUCAGUGUUGGGGUUUCACACCGUGUGGUGUUCGGUACAUUCCGAUGCUCUUUUCCAUUCAUGGUUCAUACAGAUGUGCUCAAACUGCACCUUUUUUUUGUUGUUGUUGUUGUUACAUCUCAUGAGGCUUCAACUUUUACUGAAAGGGCUGAUUAUCAGGCAAGAAGACAGAAAAGAAUAAAAACUUUAUAUUUGUAUUAAAGAAAGUGUAAGGGGAAGAUGAAAGCUGAACAGAAAAGACAUCCAAAGUGAUCCGUUUCUAAACAUUACAGUCAAAUGUGAAUUGUAUAUAAAAGGUUACAGUAAAGUCUGUAGCUCCUAAUCCUGAAAAGAAAGUUGCCUUCUCAAGUCUAAAUCUACCGUCCAUUUGAAAUGAUGUACUUCUGUAGCAGCACCGCAUGUUAGCCUUUUGCAGAAUAGAAUACAUUUCUAACAAAUGUAACACCUUUGCAAACAAUUCUAAACCUACCUGAGGAUCUCAUUGUCACAACUGGAUAGAACUAAACAUUUCAUCUCUGUCGUUUUGUUUUCACAUAUUAAUUAAGCUGCAGGUGUCUGUGUCUUCUCUCUUCAUUGUAAUUUUAAUGUAUAGUAUUUAACCACUGAAAGGAUUCCUUGAAGCUCAUGUUUCCAUCUGUGUCGUCAUCGUCAUGAAAAAUAGCAAAACAAAGUACACAAAACCAAUUUUCCUAAAUGUACAGAUAUUUUGCUACAAACUGUUUUUUUUUUUACUUCACUCACAUUACCAGAUGGUUAAUAUUGUACAUAUUGUUUAAACUAAAGUUUUCAUUGCCUUGUGCUAUACAACUUGAAUGUUAUUUUAACUUAUAGUUUUGUUUCCAUUUUUUUAUUGUAUAUUUAAUUAAGCCAAAUGCAGCCAGAAUCUUCUCCAGCUGUGUGUUUUAAAUCAGAUCAUCUCACUGUCAUGCAGGUCGCAGCAGGUCACUGAAUCUGAAUGCAGGUGUGUCAUAAAGUGUCAAAGCCAGUUACGAAAAAACAUGGAACGUGGUCACAGCGGAACUCUGUAAUAGCACACCUUAAUUCUGAUUUAACACGUUUCUAUUGGUUAACCUGUGAUCAGCUGGAUGAGAGGCGUACUGACACACCCUCCAGUAAUCAUCUCCACUGAAGCACGUGCUGCCAGUCAUCUCUUCUGUCUCAACCGCACCGUCUGUAACAGUGACUUUUGUCUUACUGGGUAAUACUGGCAUGUUUUCUUUUUACGUUCACCUGAAAUGUCAUUCAGGCACUUUGUGCUUAUUACAAAAUAACAAGCUUUUCUUUAACUAGGUGAUUUGAGAUUUUCAAUGAAUAUGUUCAAAUAAACUAUUUACAUUGA